AUGGGCGGAUCCUCCGUGUAUUUUCGCUCGACGCUCGGCGCGUCCGACGGCGCGCGCUCGCCGUCCGACGUCGCGUGGUCCCCGCCCGGGGCGCUGAACCCGCUGGAUCCCGCGUGCGCGUCGCCGGUCGUCGCCGUCGCGUUCGACGACGGCGCCGUCGGCGUCUACACCGAGGAAGGCGAGCCGUUAGACGCGGACGUCGCGCUGAUCGUCGAGCCGUCGUCGAGGAAGAAGACCAAGCCGAGCGCGCGCGACGACGGCGACGACGACGACGAACGAUCGAAAUCGAAAUCGAAGCCGACGUCGAAACGGGAUCACGUCGCGUGGCACCCCUCGCGGCCGCUGCUCGCGUGCGCGUCCUCCCGCGGCGUCCUGCACCUGUGGUCGCGCCCGGACCGCCACCUGAGCAGAGUUCCCGCGGGCGAUAACCUUCACGAGUCGUCGGACGCCGCCGCGGUUGCGAACGGCGGCGGUACAGCUGGCGGCACAGCCGGCGGAGCGCCGAUCACCGCGCUGGCGUGGAGCGACGACGGCGCGAGGUUACUCUCCGGCGACGCGCGCGGCGUGAUCGUCGCCUGGCGCGUGGACGACCGCGGUCGUCUGAAGCGAACGACGUCGGUGUCCGUGGAAGGGGUGGUGAUAACGCACGUCGUCGCGCCGUCGUCGCGAAGUAAUACUUCCGGAAGCGCGGCGUCCGCGCCGACGCGGUAUUACUUCGCGACGAGGGACGUCGACGACGCCGGGCGAGGCGCGGUGUACACCGCGCGCGACGACGCGGACGACGGCGGCGACCCCGCGCCGUCGAUGCUGUUCGAGCUGGACGCGGGCGUCUCCGAGCUGUUGCAUCGUCGCGUGAAAGCGGAAAAAGAAAAAGUAAGCGGCGGCGUUUUCGACGGUGAACGGCUGGUGACGGAUAUCGCCGGCUGCGUCCGCGUGUACGACCUCGAGAGGGACGGCGCGAACUACGCGCUUCUGCCGCCGUCGUCCGGCGCGGGGUCCACCCCGGACGUCGCCGCGCGACGGCUGACGUGCGUCGCGUUCGACCGAGGCUCGGGGGUGCUCGCGUGCGGACGCGCGGACGGACGCGUCGCGAUGUUCCGACGCGACGCCGCCGCGACCCGGACGACGACGACGCGCGGGCUUGACGCGAACCGUCGCGGAGGAUCCGAACCGUCACCGGACGAAGACGCGACGUCGUGGACGCGCGUCGCCGGCUUCGCGACCGCGUCCGGGCUGCGGGAGAUCGCGUUCGGGCCCGACGGCGCGCGAUCGAUGAGCGCGCGCGGCGACGAGACCGCCGCGGCGAUGACGCGCGCGACCCUCGACGACAAGACGCGAGACGGCGUCUCCAUCUCUCGCGUCAGCGCGUCGGACGUCGUCGUCGAGGCUCUGGACGGCUCGCGGCUGCCCGCGUUCCUGCGCGCGGACAUGAAAGUCACCGGCGCGGACGCGACGGCGACGCACGCGCUCGUGUGGAACUCGCGUCGAGCGAAGACGUACGAGCUCGCCGGCCGCGGCGCCGGCGUCGGCGGCGGCGACGGCGGGUACGUCCACGUGGCGUCGUUUAAAUCCUCGCGCGCGAUGGCGAUGCACCGCGAGACCGUGUUCGCCUCCGGCAAAGCGCGCGUCGAGGUGUGCACGCUGAGCGGCGUCGUGAAGGACGCGCUCGCGUACGAGGCGACGCACGGUGCCGCGCCGCUGGGCGUCGUCGCCGUCUGGGACGUCGACGCCGACGUCGUCUUAUCCUUCGACUUUUUGAGACGGUGCGGACGCGUGCCGGAGACGUUCGGGUGGGACGCGCGCGUGGGGUCGCUCCUCGGCGUGCAGACGGGGAAGGCGGAGAAGACGGACGGCGGUGACGACGACGACGACGACGACGCGGGAGAGGAUAAAAAAUUGAAAACGUUGGAAGACCACCGCGACGACGACGACGAGGGCGGGUUCGACCUCUCGCGCGACGCGGACAACCCCGGGGUCGUCGUGUACACGCUCUUCGCGACCUCCACCGCGAUCGCGCCGCAGGAGACGCACCCGCUGCCUCCCGGGUACGAAGCUCUCCUCGGUCUGCGCGCGCCGUCGUUGUACGUGUGCAAGAAAAACCGGGACGAAAACGUCGCCGAGGCGUCGUCGUCGUCGUCGCCGUCGCCGUCGAGAUCGGGGGGGGGCGCGAAGACAGACGGCGUGUGCUUCAGCAUCACGAUGCGCGACUUCGCGGGCGUCGAAAGCGCUUCGUCGGAGACGAUCGACGCGUUGAUCGCGUUCGCGAUGAAACUCGCGAUGAAGGACCACGACGGCGCGUACAAAGCGGUGAAGACGAUGACGGGCGCGGCGGCGUGGAGAGCGGCGGCGCGCGGGUGCAUCCGCAACAAGCGCCUCGAAGCCGCGGAAUUUUGCCUCGGGAACAUGGGCCACCUGCGCGGCGCGCGCGCGGCGAGGGACGCGAGGAAAGAGCCCGAGCUCGACGCGCGCGUCGCCGCCGUCGCCGUGCACCUGGGUCUGGUCGAGGAGGCGGAGCGUCUGUACGAACGCUGCGGGCGGCACGACCUCCUGAACGAGCUCCUUCAGGCGUCGGGACGAUGGGACGAGGCUCUCCGAGUCGCGUCCGCGAGGGACCGGAUCCACCUCAAGACGACGCACUAUAACCGCGCGAAGCACUUGGAGACGACCGGGGACGCGCGCGGGGCGAUCGAGGGGUACGAACGCGCGGGGAGAGCCGCGGACGAGGUGAUGCGACUGUUUUUUCAACGCGGCGACGUCGACGGCGCGGAGGCGUACGUGACGUCGCGGUCCGGGCACGACGCGAAGCUCACGCGGUGGUGGGGGAAGUACUGCGAGAGCGUCGGCGAGACCGAGCGCGCGAUGGUCGCGUACGAGCACGCGAAGGAUUACCUGUCGCUGACGCGGAUGUACGCCGCGGCGGGGGAGUGGGACGCGGCGGAGAAAAUCGUCAAGGACGCCGACGACGCGGCGGCGGCGUUUCACCUCGCGCGGAGUUUCGAGGCGCGAGACGCGACGAGCGAGGCGCUGGAAUUUUUCGAGCUGUCCGGACGCUACGGCCACGCCGCGCGGCUCGCGCGAUUGAGGGGCAUGGACGGCGAGCUCUUCGCGCUCGCGCUCAAGUCGAGACAGCGACGAACGAUGCUCGACGCCGCGGCGUACUUUCUCGAGAGCGGCGACGUCUCUAAGGCGGCGAAGUUGUUUCACGCCGCGGGGUCGCGCGAGCGCGCGAUCGAGCUGUGCUUCGCGAGCGGCUUGCACGAUCAACUCGCCGGGUUCAUCGACGACGUCUUGGCCGCGGGGAAGACUUCGCCCGGGGAAGACGGAACGUCAACCGACGCGGGAGGAGGUGUGGUCGACGCGGCGCUCUUGGCGCGCUGCGCGGAGUACUUCGCCGCCAACGGGCGCGCGUCGGAGAAGAUCGUCUUCUUCGCGGGCGUCAGCCGCGCGCGCGAGGUGUACAUCCUCGCCGCGAAUUAUCUCCGCACGCUGCCGUGGCAAGACGACGCGGACCUCGCGAAGCAGAUCGCGACGUUUUACCAGAAGGCGAAGGCGAUCGACCACCUCGUCGCGUUUUACGAAAGCGUCGCGCGCGCGGAGAUCGACGAGUUUCGCGAUUACGACAAAGGUCUCGCCGCGCUCGAGAACGCGAUCGCGGCGCUCGAGAAGGCGGGCGGCGGCGGCGACGCCGCCGCGAACGCGAAGCUCGCGUCGCUCCGACAGCGCGCCGCGCUCGUCGGUCGGUUCGUCGAGACGAGGGCGCGGCUCAAAAUCGCACCCGACGCGCAGGCGUCGCUCGCGGCGGCGCGCGACCUCCUCGCCGACGCCACCGCCGCGGCGCGGCGCGACGGCGACGCCGCCACCGCGAGCGUCGCCGUGCGUCCCGGGGACGUUUACGCGAUGAUGAUCGAGCACGUGUACGCGCGCGGCGACGCGAACGGCGCGUGCGAUUUACUGGAAGAGAUGUCGCGGGAAGGGGUCGUCGUCGGUCCGUACGUGGACGAUCACGUGGUGGCGGCGGCGACGAGAGACGCGGGGCGGACGCUGAGCUUAUUGAAGGGAGGCGGAGUUCGCGAUUCGGGGUUGGUCCAAGGGGUCACCCUCGGUAUUGACGGCGGAGUGGUCGACGAGGAGUGGUCGCCGCCGCCGCCGCCGGAAGACUUCGACGACGACGACGACGACGACGCGUGA
This is a messenger RNA of Micromonas pusilla CCMP1545, 4188 nucleotides long. It is a transcript of the gene IFT140, whose product is annotated as intraflagellar transport protein 140. The record is from RefSeq and is a predicted model, not a curated record. NCBI's taxonomy places the organism in Eukaryota, Viridiplantae, Chlorophyta, Mamiellophyceae, Mamiellales, Mamiellaceae. Gene Ontology annotation, cellular component: intraciliary transport particle A; ciliary basal body; axoneme. Gene Ontology annotation, biological process: intraciliary retrograde transport. The transcript is spliced from 5 exons. Gene Ontology annotation, molecular function: protein binding. Bases 1 to 4188 code for a protein of 1395 amino acids.